GAACCACUCAUGCUCAAUGAUCUUCUGGGCAGAUCUAGCACUAGUAGUGCGACAUUUGAAUGUCUCAAUCUUGUUUCUCCUCCAUGGAUCACUAAUUCAUCCCUCAGCGAGUGAUCUUCACGCACAGGGUGUAAAGAAGAUCAAUUUGGUGAUCAUUACUCGAUCGUUGGAAGGGAAAUUCUCUCAAAUCUCUUUGGAAUUUUUCACAAGUUGGCGGGCCUGGCCACCUGGAGACAUUCACAGGCCUGCAAAACGCCUCUUUACUCCGGAAAUUAAGAAACUCCUGAAAGAUUGGCUCGUCCGUAGGCGUGACAAUCCCUAUCCAACGCGCCAGGAGAAGACGGAAAUUUCUAUGCAGACAGGACUGACCUACACUCAAAUUUGCAAUUGGUUCGCAAAUUGGCGCCGAAAGCUUAAGAACUCAGGAAGGGAACCCGCUAAGAAGACUUGGGGUCACUUGAUAAAGAACUAUAACACCAAUGCAAAGGGAAAUGUCGAGCAGUUCAGUAUCUGCUCCGGUGAUAGCAUCUGGGGAGAUAAUUCCCCAAGGCCUGACUCACCUUUUGACGCCCACAUCGUCAAUGGGAACUACCUCUAUAACCCCGAUGUCUUUGGGCACAUCCCAGAGGACAAUUUGGAUGAGAAUGGGGGAUCUUCAAGCAGAAGUUUUGUACAGCAGAAAGGACGAAAUGGCUUUUCUGGCUACUCAGACAGGGUGAAUGUGUGGGGAUCAUUUGUUUCGGAGGAAAUCUCCCCUGGAACAAAGGCCAAGUACAAGAGCCACAUUAUGGAAAAGUAUCUUCAGGAUGUGGAAUCGGAGCAGAGUAAAAUUGGCGUGCCGGAGCUGUCCAAGUGGCUCGAAAGUACGGCAAAUUUUACACCCAGCAAAAAUAACUAUAUCGAUUGGAAUCCCGGAAUUGGGAAAGGUGAAAAGAAGGCCAGCAGGAGUCAUGAUUGUGCCACCGGAAAUGACUUCCGGAUCCACCAAAAGGAGGAAUUAGACGCCGCAGAGGCACUCACGAGUCUUGCGGGGAAUUUUCACUCCAGAAAAUCCAUUCAGAGCAACUAGAAGCCUUCCUGGCAAUGUGAUCCCAAGUCUCUCUAGUCUACGGAAUCUUUAGUGCAAUUUGUUUUUUCUUGUGACUCCUGCUUGAGAAAGUUUGCCCAGGCUAUUCCCAGGCAGACGCAUUCCAGUGAUAUUUUUGCUUGUAACAUUUCUUGAGUGUAUGGAUUGUAGGGGAAUUUAGGGUUGAGAAUAAAAUUAAGAGACUUUGUCUUUAGAAAUUAUAA
Lutzomyia longipalpis is the source of this 1290-nucleotide messenger RNA. Its product is annotated as homeobox protein Mohawk. Bases 17 to 1069 code for a protein of 350 amino acids. Gene Ontology annotation, cellular component: nucleus. Gene Ontology annotation, molecular function: RNA polymerase II cis-regulatory region sequence-specific DNA binding; DNA-binding transcription factor activity, RNA polymerase II-specific. The transcript is spliced from 4 exons. The record is from RefSeq and is a predicted model, not a curated record. NCBI's taxonomy places the organism in Eukaryota, Metazoa, Arthropoda, Insecta, Diptera, Psychodidae. Gene Ontology annotation, biological process: regulation of transcription by RNA polymerase II; cell development; muscle organ development.